AUGUCUCGAAUUGCAAAGGACCUCGCGAAAGCUGCUCCGUGGCACGUCCAUCCGCGUCCGGCACUCAACUCCGGUCCUUCAGCUAGCCCGGGAUGGCAGGCGUUCGGCAGCUCGAGUCCCAGCUCUACACCCAUCACAAACCAUAGUCCCAGCGGUGGCAGCUCACCUACAUCCUACAGCACCAGUACUUCCACAUCAACUGCACCUUCCACGCAGCCCUUUCAAGACGUAAACGUUACAGCAGCCCUGGCCGCUUCUGCUGGUGCCUCUGCCUGCAACUCUCCCUCGAUCGCCAUUAUUGGCGCCGGCAUCGCCUCGUUACGCCUUGCGACCUUGCUACUCCGUUCCUUGCCCCCGACCGCCACGCUCACGAUUUUCGAAGCCCGUUCUCGCAUCGGCGGCCGUCUGGCGCAGACCCUCGUCGGCGACCACCUCGUCGACCUCGGCGCCAACUGGAUCCACGGCGUGGCGGGUAACCCCAUCGCGAAGCUCGCAGAACGGACGGGAACCUCAACGCUGGAGCCGGAGGAAAGCUGCGACAUUUUCGAUGAAAGGGGCCGACGCAUGAGCGUGGUCCGCGCGGCGGAAACUGCCGGGCUGGUGUGGGAGGGCGUCGUGGACGCGUUCCGGUUCAGCGAUGAGCACGGUGAUGCGGUGCCUGCGGAGCGCAGCCUUUAUGAGUGGUUCGAGGAGCGCUUCACGAAGCUGUCGCAUGGCUGGGAAGGCAGUGAGGCGGACCGUGAGAUCAAGCUUCGUGAUGUGUUGAACGAGACGCACAUGUGGGGUCCGUUCGUGGGCGAUCCCAUUGAGAGGCAGAGCCUGAAGUUCUUUUGGAUGGAGGAGUGCAUUGAUGGAGGCAACGUCUUCGUAGCGGACACGUACCGGAAGAUCCUCCGGGAGGUGGCGAAGCCUGCCUUGGAUGCGGGGAUCGUGAGGUUCGACAGUGAGGCUACCGGGAUUGAAGUUUUGGAGGCUGAUCAAGGCGUAAAGGUGACGCUGCGCAAUGGCGAGCAGAGUGCCUUCGAUGAGGUGGUGUGCACGGCGCCGCUGGGAUGGUUGAAACGCAACAAGAGCACCGCGUUCACCCCCCGCCUGCCGAAGCGGAUAGAUGCGGCCAUUGACAAUAUCUCCUACGGACGCCUCGAGAAGCUGUACAUCUCCUUUCCUGAAGCCUUCUGGCUUGAAGAAGCUUCGCCAUCAACCAUCACGAGUCCCCCCAAUGCAGUAAGCGGGUCUUCAGCAGACAAGUCCAGGGAUCCACCAACAACACGGCCACUGGCCCUGUUCACGCACUUCCACCAUCCCUCGCCCUCGUCCUCCUAUCACCCCUCCAUCCCCCCCACCGAAUCCCCACCAACAUGGAACCAGAAUCUCGUCUCCCUCGCACACCUCCCCGGCUCAGCCGCCCAGCCGACCCUCCUCUUCUACGUCUACGGCGCCUGCGCCACCACAUUGGUCAAGUCCGUGCGCGGCCUGGAGGUCCAGGGCGCAGAGUACAAUCGCCUGUUGUGGAACUUUGCGCGGCCCUGGCUGGCGAAACUGCCGGGCUACAGAGAGGGCGGGGACCGGUGUCGGCCCGUAGAAAGGGGAAUGUUGGUCACGCAGUGGCAGAACGACGAGUUUGCGGGGAAUGGGUCGUACGCGAAUUUCCAGGUGGGGUUGCAGGCGGGGGAUGAGGAUGUCGAGGCUAUGAGGGACUGCGUUGGGCUUACGAAGGAGUCGGAGCUGAAGAAGGGCGGAGAGCCAGAACAAGAGGUAGGCCAGAAGGGGCCGAGGAAGGGUGGGCUGUGGUUGGCGGGCGAGCACACGGCGCCGGUGGUGGCGCUGGGGACGACGACGGGCGCGUGGUGGAGUGGGGAAGGGGUGGCGAGGAGGAUCUGCAAGAAAUGGGGAGUGCAGGUCGUGGAGGAUGAGGAUGUUGGGGUCGAGCAGGAGGAGGUCAGGGAGAAGGUGGAGGGGGAGAGGCUCAGCGGAGGUGGACCAGGGGGCCUCGUGAAGGGGACGGCCGAUGAUAACGUAGAACGGGAUGACCUGAGAGGGCGAACGUCAUAA
This is a messenger RNA of Cyphellophora europaea CBS 101466, 2052 nucleotides long. RefSeq lists its product as uncharacterized. Gene Ontology annotation, molecular function: oxidoreductase activity. Bases 1 to 2052 code for a protein of 683 amino acids. Lineage: Eukaryota; Fungi; Ascomycota; Eurotiomycetes; Chaetothyriales; Cyphellophoraceae. The transcript has a single exon. The record is from RefSeq and is a predicted model, not a curated record.